GAUGAGACAAAAAUUGUUCAACCAACACUUGAGGCUGAAUUGAUCCAAAUUGUCACGGCCUCGCCUCCGUUCCCUUCGCCUGGGAGGCCAACACGUCAUCUUGCCGCUCGAUGUUUUCGCCUCUUGUUUUCGAAAGGGGAGACAAGGCGCCUCUUUGACACACUGAGGAUAUUGGCGCGUCCUCUCAAUGAUGCUUCCAAGGCCGCAGAUCUGCGUGCUAAAAUAUCAUCGAUCAGUAUCAUGGGUGAUCUGAUGAAGAGUUUUGGGUCGUCUGUGAUGUCUUUUAUGGGGGAACUUACUUUAACGUCCUUAAAAAUUGCCAAAUAUUCCAGCAAUUCCGUUCAAUUUAGAUUCCAGGCAUUGACUGCGUUGCAGAAAUCAUUAGAAACUGCCUCGCGAGCGGUAACUGAUGCAACCGCUAAGGAUAUUAUUAAGACGGCUAGGUCUGGAUUAUCCGAUAAGGCAUUGCCCAUUCAAAGGGUGUCAGCGGAUAUAUUGCGUGUCAUGUACAAACAUGGUAUGGCUGGUAUUUCCAUCCCUGAAAUCGAAUCGCUGGUGUCGCUGUGCAUCAAGAGCCUGGAAAUCUCCGAUCAAAUCACCAGACGGGCGUUUGCAGAUCUCGUUGCCCAAGUUCUUGCGUAUACGCAGACAGAAGAGGCGUCGUUGCAAUCAGACCAUAAAAAAGGAGGGAAGAAGGAUCAGGGAGCGGGGACGGGAGAAGAGGUGGAUGCCAAGCCCCCUUCCGAAGGAGCCGGUAAGACAAUCAUGUCUUUGGCGGAUAUGCUCCAAGUUCUCUCGACACCGUUUAAUAAGCCAGCAACGCCUCGAAAGACCAGAAUAGGGAUUAUAGACUUCUAUUCUGUCCUUUUCAGCACGCUUGGAUCAUCGUCCGUUGAGAACAACUACGCGAGCAUCGUGCGGCAUUUGAUGAACGAGAUCGUCUCUUACCCUCGGGUCCCUACAACGCGGUAUGAGCGUCUUCUUUUCCGGAAGCUCGUCGGCAUUCUUCUUCGUGAGGUCAUCGGUGUGCGUAUGUUGAGUGAGCAGGGUCAAAUUGGCGCGAUCACGGAAUUGUCAAACAGCUACUUGAAGAAAUGGCCUGCUCUGAUGCCGGGCCAAGUACCACCGUCGCCUCUCGUCUUGGUUGUUGCACUAAAUGAGGUAUCGGGUCUUCUGCAGCAACUGGGGAACGCGCCGCCGCCCGCACAAGAAGCGCUAGGAACACCGUUGAUUGAACUGCUUUCACACCCUAACCAUUCAACAACCGUUGCGGCAGCUUGGUGUCUCCGAUCGUUCUGCUAUUCUACUCCACUUCGGUUGGCUAAAAAUGUGCUUUCUGUGAUGGAAUUUUUGCAACGCGACAUAUCUACUCUAAGCACACCGAACGCUACCGUAGAUGUGCAUCAUCGUGCUCUAGGUCAUGCAUACGGUCUGGCAGCGUUGUUCUCCGUCAUACCGGAACGUCCUCUAUAUGUCUCUUACGAUUUGAGCGCGAAACUCCUCGACACAGCUAUCCAAUUGUUAAAAAAGGCGGGAGACCAUGAGCUUGCUGUGGCAGGUGUUGAAAUAGAGACAGCUUGGACCUGUAUUGCAUCUUUGAUGCCUCUCGGCCCUAACUUUCUUCGUUCUCAUCUCUCCCAGCUGCUCGUUUUGUGGAGAAAUGCAUUGCCAAAACCCACAAGUAAGGAUACAACGAACGGGGCGACGAGGAGCGCUGCUGAUUGGACAUUUUUGCUUCGGGUGCGGGAGGGCGCUUUGAGUGCGGCUCUUGCGUUCUUGACACACAACACUCCUUUAGUCACUUUGGAUGUUGCGCGGCGUUUGGCGACAUUGCUGUCCAAUGCCCUGCUGUUUUCAAACGCUUUCAUUUCUCAAUAUCGUGAAGAGUUACACGAUGGGCCACUUCCAACCCGGACCGAGCCUUCUCUGCCUACUAGAGAGGCCAUGCUGCGCCGGAGGAUAUUUCGGUGUUUCUCAAUCCUGGGAUUUGCCGGACUUUCCGAGUCCGUCCAACUCUCCCUUCUCCAAUCGGCAGUCACUCUCUUUGCCAGCCCCGAGGGUUUCUCAGGCUCCUCAGCGCAAGCCGCCAUUGCCACAUCCGCAGGAACAUUUUCGUCCCUUUGGCAAGUCUCGGAUGGGUAUGCUUAUGGCAUUUCCAGCGCGGAGCUGAAUCGUUUCCCGUCCCUCGGGGAGGGCGAGGACAGUAAUAGAUCUAAGAUAAAUCCUCUCAAUAGAGAUGCGGUUGAAGUUGCAAUUGAAAAUAUGAUUUCCAAACCAAUCAUUGGGUCAUUAGAGCACGACGUCCUUACUCUCUGCGUCGCGGGAAUGACCUCAGCUUCGUGCAUCGAACCACCACCGGCGUCGACGGGCGUCGUUGAUGCAUCAAUCGAAUUGUUUUCUCUCCUCCUGCCCAAUCAAACGGCAGAAGCCGCAGCUCGGAUCAUCCACCAGGUCAUUGAUGCCAUUCGUUCUCCGAAACUAGAUCGCAAUUCUGGGCGCAAGGCCGCUGUGCGAUUAAAUACGACCUUCGCGAUUUUGUGUGCGCUUCGUCGCGCAAUGCGCUCAAGUAUGCGUCAGGCACGGGAAGUUUUCGGCUCGCCGAAUGUAAGCUCGAUGAUUCUUGACUUCUUAAAGACGGCGAUUCUUGAUCCAGAUGUUGCUUUUCAACUUACCGCCAGCGAAGCAAUAGGACGAAUUGUAAGUUUGGGAGAAACUUCCCUCCUUUCACAUCAAGUAUCUUCACUGGUCGAUCAAGUCGUGAACAACCGCGACCCAAACAGCCGGGCCGGAUGCGCGUCGACUUUCGGAGCGAUAUAUCAGUAUGUGGGUGGUCUUGCAGCCGGUGCAUUGCUUAAGAAUACGGUCAAUGUCCUAAUGUCUUUGAGCAAUGAUCCUCAUCCGGUGGUUCACCACCGGGCAUUAUCCGCGCUGGGCCAGGUCAUCAAUGCAGCGAAUCUUAGUUAUUCUCAGUACAUACCGUCUACCCUUGGUAUGCUUCUAAAGCUCUAUGGCACGGAUUCGCACGAACCUGAAGGGGGAUCUUUGACAAGCGCCAACCUUCGAGGACAUCUUCCCACAUUCCAGACAAUGUGCUACGUCAUUGAUGCAGUGAUCGGUGUGCUCGGACCAGAAUUGCAGGAAUCCGCUCGAACACGCUCGCUCACUUUGGAUCUUGUGAAUGAAUUCUCCCAAGAACCCGACGAAGGCAUCAAGGUGGAAGCAAUCAUAUGUGUAAAACACUUGCUUAUAUUUGGCGAGGAUUUCAUGCAAGUGCCAGAACUAGUGGCUGAGUUCCGAAGAAACCUCGGCUCAUCUCGGGCUCCAUUGAAAUUAGCAUCAAUUGAUGCUCUCUAUGCUCUGGUUCAGAAGGACGCAUUUACGCUCUCUAAAGUCGGGGGUGAUCGCCUUGUGGAGGAUUUGUUCGGGAUGCUUGAUGACGAUUCCUCUAUUGAUGGUGUUCGGAAUGUCAUCACGAGCUGGACGCAGCAAACAGCUGUGCACAACCCCUCCGGAUGGAUUGACUUGUGUCAACGAAUAAUGUCCAAAACAAACGCGUUCCAACAAACAAUCGCUGGACAAAGCGGUCCCCCUACAAGUUCGCUCCACGACGACGAAGGAGAAUCGUUAAGUGGUGGGGUCUCCAAAGAGCAGCCACCCGUUGGCCAAGCCCGUGGAAGCACAUCGCGAUGGAGGACUCAGCUUUUCGCAUUGCAAUGCCUGCAUCUUAUUUGUCGAACGGUAGCAUCAUCAGGUCGACAAGAGCACCUAGAUCUUUUGUUCGCAAAGCAGCAGAAGAUUCCGCAAACCUCACUGUUGGUCUCCCGCAUAUCGGACCUCAUUAAGAUGGCAUUCACUGCGUCUGCAGCUUAUGUAACUGAGAUACGUCUAGAAGGCCUCGUUCUUCUUCGUGAUAUAAUUGAGAUUUUCGCCUCGGUCCCAGACCCCGACUAUGCGGAUACUCUUUUGCUGGAGCAGCAUCAGGCACCUAUCACGGCGGCCCUAACACCCGCGUUUUCAUCCGAUUCUACACCAGAGAUUCUUGCCUCGGCCAUCGAGGUAUGCGCCGUCUUUGUUGGUUGUGGUGUUGUGCGAGAAGUAGGACGCAUGGGCCGUAUUCUCAAGUUACUCACCUCGGCAUUAGAUCAAUGCAAAGAGGCUGAAACGUUAUCAAUUGGGGAUGCGCAAGAAUUAAGUCCAAACGCAUCAGUCAUGUUGAGAGUGUCCACGCUCACGGCUUGGGCGGAGUUACAGCAUGCUAGCAUAACGCAGGCAUAUUUAUCCGAUGUGCUGGAGCCUUACAGGCAGACUCUUGCCGGCCUGUGGCUGGCGUGCCUCCGUGAUUACGCCCGCAUUCGCGGUGACUCGGAAAUUCUUCAAGAAACUGUGUCUGAUUCGGCUGACGUCGUAUACGCGGGGUUGGGAAGAGAAGUGCUAUUACCUUACUACGAAGACUCGUGGACCAGGAUUUUAAGGGCCGUUGGUAUAGCGAUGAAAAGGCAAGAUCCCCAUAUCUUAGCUACUGUAGAUGGGAAAGCAACGACCGGCUCUGCGAAUCCAGACCCUUACAGCGGCAACGCGUAUUUUUUUAUUAUAUUUGGUCUUGUAUUUGAGCUUUUGGCAUCAAGUUCAAAUGGCUCUGCUUCAACACCUUCCAAGCAACUUGCGCUUCAUGCCGCUUUGGACACUCUUCCUGCUCUUGUUCGGCCAGAAUAUUGUGGGAUUGCGCUCUUCGAACCUCCCAUCUUCACAGAAUUCACGUCACUUUGCUAUCGGAUGAUGCUAACUGAACCAUCUAUUGUCCAACUACGCUUGAUUGAGACAAUCGUCUCUCUUGUUUCAACCCAUAGUGCCAAGUCUUUAUGGGGAAGCCAAACAGCGCCGCAUGAGUUCAAAGAUGAUGUGCCAUUGACACAUUGUUUGCGAAUCAUAACAUUUGCGGUCAGGAAUGCCAUCGCGAGCGCGAAUGGCUUAGCCUCUCAGGCUCAAAUUCUUGAAAGGAUUGCACUUAUUCGUGCUGGAUUUUCGGCGUUGUUGGUUGUCAGCAGGGCUUUUGGUUCACCCCUACAAGAGGAAGUCCGAUCCAUUUCAGUUCUGUUGUAUUCUCAUAUGCUCAAGAAUGAACAUGUGGAUAUUGAUCUCGUCGGUCCAACCCUCCCGGCCCUCAAGCAACUGUUGGACAUAUCGUUGCCGGAUCAAACGGAACAAGAUGGGAAAGCGUAUGGACGACUUAUUCACGCCUUAUUCUCAUCGUGCCUGCAGAACAUCGACGAGAUUGGGUCACGCCGGGGCGCGGUUCCAAACUUGAAAGUCAAGAAUAACAUGCUUGCUUCAGUCCUGAUAGUGACAGCUGUCCCUUCGGGAAUGAGGCUUAGCGGGGGAGCAGUGGAACAUCUCUGCUAUUCAAUUUCGCAGAAGAUUGUAGAAGCACAAGAGAGUACCCACACGGCCUUGCAUUGUGCCAAAACACUGAUCGCUGCGGCAGCUAUGGGGAACCAAACUUUUCAGAGCGUUGUCAAAUCAUUGAUCCCCGGUAUAAUUUCCUACAUAGCGGUUCUGGCAGGUCGAGAACGACUUGAUGCCAGUGAAACCAGCGAGGCGGAUGUACAGGAUGCCGACGAGUCUUUUAAGGCCCUCGCUAGCUUAUUUGGAUCGUUCCCCGAGGAAUUGCGGCCCAAGGCACUAGGUGUCUUUCUUCCAGUUUUGAUUCUCCUUUUGGAUCCCGAUCGCAGGCCUUCUAAUAUUUUGCACGCUAUGGCAGUUAAUCAGAUUCUUGCAUGGGCGACUUCAUCUCCGGCUGCUUUUAAAGACGCGACAAGUAAGCUGGAGAAAGGGGAUCGAGAGAUACUCGAGACCUCAGUCCGUCAGGCAGUGCAAGGCUUGCAGGGCUCCACAUCUGAUGCGUCCACAAAUCCUGUUGCUGUCAAACCCCAAAUAUCUCUGCGAAGCUUCUGAGAUCGUUUUAGGCAGGGCGCGAUCGUCCUGUAUAUGGAGGAAUGAUUUCAGGGUCAUUUGGGACUGGUGCAUAUAAGCAGUGGGACAGUCUGACUAAUAUGUUGUAUGUAAUAUGAGCUUGAAUGCCACAUGAUGCCUAC
Cantharellus anzutake is the source of this 6092-nucleotide messenger RNA. RefSeq names its product ARM repeat-containing protein. The transcript has 17 exons. The record is from RefSeq and is a predicted model, not a curated record. Lineage: Eukaryota; Fungi; Basidiomycota; Agaricomycetes; Cantharellales; Hydnaceae. Gene Ontology annotation, biological process: intracellular protein localization; endocytosis; retrograde transport, endosome to Golgi. Gene Ontology annotation, cellular component: membrane; endocytic vesicle; Golgi apparatus. The coding region runs from base 241 to 5952 and encodes 1903 amino acids.